AUUGCUGCGGGAGUCGGAGGCUGCGGGGCGGGGAGAGUGUGGCCCAGGCUGCCGGAGAGAACAUCUAUCGUCUAGAGACACCCGGCACGGCUGUGUUGGGACUUGCGCUUCCCUUCUUUCUCUCUGGGAUUUAAAAACGCUCCCUAAUUUCCUCGAAAUAAGUCACGGAGUUCACGCACAUACGAGAGUCCUCAGAGUGGUGCGAUGGAGGAUGGGAAGCCGGUGUGGGCGCCCCACCCAACGGACGGGUUCCAGCUGGGAACUAUAGUGGACAUUGGAGCUGACAGCCUCACCAUCGAACCUCUUAAACAGAAAGGAAAGACUUUUUUGGCUGCUAUCAACCAAGUCUUCCCUGCAGAGGAUGACGUCAACAAACAUGUGGAGGAUAAUUGUUCCUUGAUGUACUUGAAUGAAGCCACUCUACUCAACAAUGUUCGUGUGAGAUACAGCAAAGACAAGAUUUAUACGUUUGUAGCCAACAUCCUGAUCGCAGUGAAUCCGUACUAUGACAUCCCAAAGCUUUACUCGCCGGAGACCAUCAGCCAGUACCAGGGCAGGUCGCUGGGCACGCUGCCGCCGCAUGUCUAUGCCAUCGCUGAUAAGGCGUACAGGGACAUGAAGGUCCUAAAGAUGAGCCAGUCCAUCAUCGUCUCAGGGGAGUCCGGGGCCGGGAAGACCGAAAAUACUAAGUUUGUGCUCAGAUACUUGACAACCUCAUAUGGAACCGGUCAGGACAUCGACGAGAGAAUAGUGGAAGCCAACCCGUUGCUGGAGGCUUUCGGAAAUGCAAAAACUGUCCGGAACAACAACAGCAGCCGCUUUGGAAAGUUUGUGGAAAUCCACUUCAAUGAGAAGAAUGCCGUCGUGGGCGGCUUUGUGUCGCACUACCUGCUGGAGAAGUCAAGGAUCUGCACACAAAGCUCUGAGGAGAGAAACUACCACAUCUUCUACCGCCUGUGUGCUGGAGCCCCUGAGGACAUCAGGCAGAAGUUCCACCUCAGCUCACCGGACACGUUCAGGUACCUGAACAGAGGAUGCACUCGCUUCUUUGCCUCCAAAGACACAGACAAACAGAUCCUGCAGAAUCGCAAGAGCCCAGAGCACCUGAAGUCGGGCCCUCUGAAGGACCCGCUGCUGGACGACCACGGAGACUUCACCAGGAUGUCUGUGGCGAUGAAGAAGAUCGGCCUGGACGACACGGAGAAGCUAGACCUGUUCAGGGUGGUGGCCGGCGUGCUGCACCUCGGCAAUAUCGACUUUGAGGAGGCUGGAAGCACUUCAGGUGGCUGUGCCAUCAAGAACCAGUCAAGUCAGACGCUGGAGUACUGUGCCGAGCUGCUGGGCCUGGAGGAGGAAGACCUGAGAGUCAGCCUCACGUCCAGGGUCAUGCUCACAACAGCAGGGGGCGCCAAAGGAACAGUCAUCAAAGUGCCACUCAAAGUGGAGCAGGCUAACAACGCUCGGGACGCCCUGGCAAAGGCCGUGUACAGCCGCCUGUUCGACCAUGUGGUGACCAGGGUCAACCAGUGCUUCCCCUUCGACUCCUCCGCUAACUUCAUUGGUGUCCUGGACAUUGCUGGCUUUGAGUACUUUGAACACAACAGCUUCGAGCAGUUCUGCAUCAACUACUGUAACGAGAAACUGCAGCAGUUCUUCAAUGAGCGCAUACUGAAAGAGGAGCAAGAGCUGUACCAGAGGGAGGGGCUCGGAGUCAACGAGGUUCACUAUGUCGACAAUCAGGACUGCAUAGACCUUGUGGAGGCCAAGGUGGUCGGCAUCCUGGACAUACUGGACGAAGAGAACCGACUACCUCAACCCAGUGACCAGCACUUUGCUGACACUGUUCACAACAAACACAAGGACCACUUCCGCCUCACUGUACCCAGGAAGUCUAAGCUGGCCAUCCACAGGAACGUGAGGGAUGAUGAAGGAUUUAUUAUCAGACACUUUGCAGGAGCCGUGUGCUACGAGACGAUCAAGUUUGUGGAGAAGAACAACGACGCUCUGCACAUGUCUCUGGAGUGUCUGGUCAGUGAGUCCAAGGACCGCUUCGUGCGAGAACUCUUUGAGAACUCCAACAACAGCAAAGACGUGAAGCAGAAGGCGGGAAAACUCAGCUUUAUCAGCGUUGGCAACAAGUUUAAGACCCAGCUGAAUAUUCUCCUGGACAAGCUCCGCAGCACGGGCUCCAGUUUUGUCCGCUGCAUUAAGCCAAACCUGAAGAUGAUCAGCCACCAGUUUGAAGGCGCUCAGAUUCUCUCCCAGCUGCAGUGCUCCGGUAUGGUGUCAGUGCUGGACCUGAUGCAGGGCGGCUUCCCCUCUAGGGCUCCCUUCCAUGAACUGUACAACAUGUACCAGCAAUACAUGCCUCCCAAACUCACCCGCCUAGAUCCGCGCCUCUUCUGCAAGGCUUUAUUCAAAGCUCUCGGGCUGAAUGAGAAUGACUACAAGUUCGGCCUGACCAGAGUGUUUUUCCGGCCCGGGAAGUUUGCAGAGUUUGACCAGAUCAUGAAGUCGGACCCAGACCACCUGGCAGAGCUGGUGAAGAAGGUCAACACGUGGCUCAUCCACAGCCGCUGGAAGAAGGUCCAGUGGUGUGCUCUAUCCGUCAUCAAACUGAAGAACAAGAUUUUGUACCGGGCCAACGCCUGUAUCCAGAUGCAGAAGACCGUCCGGAUGUGGCUCUGCAGGAGGAAGCACAAGCCUCGGAUUGACGGGUUAGUCAAGGUGCGUAACUUAAAGAAGAGGAUGGACCGCUUCAACGAGGUGGUGGCUGGGCUGAAGGAGGGCAAACAGGAGAUGAGCAAGCAGAUCCAGGAUCUGGAGGCCGCCAUCGACUCCCUGUUGGUCAAAAUCAAGAGCACCAUCAUGUCCCGCAUGGAUAUCGACCACGAGUACCGGGCCCUGGUGACCCGGUCGGAGCAGCUGCUGACCGCCAUGCAGAACAAGAAGAAAGAGGAGGAGGAGAGGGAGCGACUCCGACGCAUCCAGGAGGAGAUGGAGAGGGAGAGGAAGAGGAGGGAGGAGGAGGAGCUGCGCCGCAAGCAGGAGGAGGAGGAUAGGCGACUGAAAGCAGAGAUGGAGCUGAAGAGGAAGCAGGAAGAGGAGGAGAGGAAGAGGAGGGAGGAGGAGGAGAGGAGGAUUCAGAUGGAGAUGGAGCUGCAGCUGCAGGCGGAGCGGGAAGAGGAGGCAUCUCGGCAGGCUGUCCUGGAGCAGGAGAGAAGAGACAGGGAGCUGGCGAUGAGGAUCGCUCAGAGCGAGUCCGAGCUCAUCCCAGAGGAGGUGCAGAACGACGCAGGCCUGCGCAGUAACGGCUCCUCAGUUCCAUCGUCCCCAGAGAGAGCAGCCACUGCUGGAACCACAGCACUCAAGAGCUUGACCAUGGAAGAAAUGGCGAAGGAAAUGACCGAACUUCUGGCUAGAGGUCCACAGGUUCAGGCCUCCAAGGCUGCUGCCGGGGCCAAGAAGUACGAGCUGAGCAAGUGGAAGUACGCUGAGCUGCGCGACGCCAUCAAUACCUCAUGUGACAUCGAGUUGCUGGCCGCCUGCAGAGAGGAGUUCCACCGCCGACUCAAAGUGUACCACGCCUGGAAGUCAAAGAACAAGAAGAGAAACACAGAGACGGAGCCACAGCGAGCGCCGAAAUCUGUCACUGACUACGAUCAUGCACCACCUGUGAAAACAGCAUCCCAGCAAAACCCAGCCCCGCCCAUUCCGGCCCGGCAGUACGAGGUGGCGAUGAACCGGCAGCAGCGUUACUUCCGUAUCCCGUUCAUCCGACCGGGCGACCAGUACAAAGACCCCCAGAACAAGAAGAAGGGCUGGUGGUACGCUCACUUCGACGGGCCCUGGAUCGCCAGGCAGAUGGAGCUGCACCCGGAUAAACAUCCCAUCGUGCUGGUGGCAGGAAAGGACGACAUGGAGAUGUGCGAGCUGAGCCUGGAGGAGACGGGUCUGUCGAGGAAGAGAGGAGCCGAGAUCCUCCCCAGGCAGUUUGAGGAGAUCUGGGAGCGCUGCGGUGGGAUCCAGUACCUCCGCAGCGCCAUCGAGAGCCGGCAGGCGCGCCCCACCUACGCCACAGCGAUGCUACAGAGCAUGUUCAAGUGACGGGGCCCAGGGAUGGGGGCUUCUCACUGCAAACAAAGGGACAAAUGCACCAGCUACCUAACACAGAUGGUGUCUGAGCGUACUACACCAGGUUCUGACUGCGGGGCAUUCACGUGAACAGUGAUUUCUCUCAACUGUCCUUUUGUUUCUUUUCUGUUGUUGUUUUUGUUCUUGCUGGCUUUCAGUUCCUCGAAGGGGGGAAGGGGGCGAGGGCAGGAAGUCUUGCAUUGAACCCUAUGCAGAAAAAUCAUACUAAAUUAUCACAUCCGGUAUUGUUUUCCAAGGAAUUCUGUUCUCUGUAACAUUUCUGCAAGUCUAACUACGAGGCCUUAAUACUACUUUAACAGGGUUUAAAAGCCAGAAGUAGGACUUUCUGUUUCGUUUAAAGCUGCCUCCCCAAACAAGAAAACUUAAUUCCUCUGUAAUUAUGCAUUCCUGAUCAUUACACUGAAGUCUCACUGGUGUGUCGCUUCCAUCUUAACAGCUAGCUGGUGAUCCCUCUCCGACUUAAACCCUGCUGUUUACAUUGUCUUCAUGUGGUUUUUACAGGGCGAACAACACUUGCACAAGGAGCUGUCAGCGCUCACCGUGAGGCAGUGCUGCAUGAGUGACUGCACUCAGAAUUAAGUCAAAUAUUUGCUAAUACUUACUUUUUUAUUUACCUUUUGUCUUUCUGACCGAAUGUAACUUGAGACCUCGUUGAUUUGUUCAUGUAGUGAUUCCUCUUUUCUUGUCAGUAUGUGUGAUUUAAUGUGUAAAGCUAAUGACAAAGGUCCAAAAAAUGUUUGACUUUGAGACCAAACAUGGCUUGAAACUUUAAGCCCAUGCUGGUUUUUUUUGGCCAGAGCAGUAAUUCAGCUCCAUGAUUAGUUUUUUUCUCUGCAUUUAUUAAGCAAAGCAGAAAAUGUGAAAUAAUUAUGCAACUCCUCGCGGGCUGUUUGAGACCAGAUCAGCACUGCAAAUACCAUCCCAUCUUUUAGUUUUCAAAUUUGAUAUUUUUACAUGAGGAAACAUAAUUAGCCAAUGCAGUGAUUCCCAAGGCAGUUUCACAUGUUCAUUGACAUUAAUUGAUAAAAUCACUACAUCUGGCUCUGUGUUUAAAAAUAUCUUUUGAUCCAGACAUGUUUAAAAAAAUUCUCAUGUACGAUUGGACAUUUUUCUGCCGUGUGAGAAGCUAUUGAGCAUGUCAUUAACUCUGUAUGAUGCACUGGUACUCAGCCUUGAACUGGAACAUUCAUUCAACACUGAAUAAUUUCUAUACUCCCAAUGGUGAUAUUCCAACUGGAAUGCAAAAGUUUAUUUUUGAAAGAACAGUUUCUACUUCAGUGGCUCGAGCACGAGAAGCAAUAAAUCACGCAAACUAAGCUAAGGGGGGAAAAAAACAACAACAAAAAAACCAAGCCUCCUUUGACGGGUACAUGAACCAUUUAAAGACAAUCUGCUGUGACGUUACACCUGUAUACACCUGAGGUUGCCAAGUUUGUUUCUGAGCUUUCUAUUCCCUUCGACGCUCCUCUCUGCACAGCAAAACAGUGACUUAGAAUGUCUGAAAGCAUGAAGAUCUGUCUUGUUGCAAAGUGGCUGAUCCCCUUUUAGAAAUGGCAUUAACAAGCAGGAAAGCUGGCUCGAAAGCAACAAACAAAUGCACCCAAGAUACGCUGAAGGUCUGACAGUCGAGCUGACAGCAACCACAAACAAAGAGUUUUGAUUUGCUGAUCUACAGGUCAAGAGAUGUCUAGACGUUGCGGUAUAGAGCAUGUGUUGUUGUUUUUUUUUUUUUUUUGAAGACGUCUAGACUACAAGUAACUCUUAAUAAUAGAUUUCAGUAACUCUAGUUGUCAUGGAAACAACGGAGGUGUAAGUCAAUUGACUAAUAAGACUUUCUGACCAACAAUUUAGGCUUUCCAAAACAGAAAUGUACAUUUUACCUGUUAUCCUAUUUCCUACUUCUGUCUGAUGCGACCUGUAACAUCAAAUACAUGUAGUAAAAGGACUGAACAAUUAAUUUACAUUUAAAUUGGAUCAGUUCAGGUUCAGACAGAGACAGAAAAUGCAUGUAAACAAAUAAAUGCCUUCAAGAUGCAUGGAAAACCAGGUUAGACGAGGUGUUUUCUUGUCUAUUAAUGCUGUUUAAAGGGGCCCACAUUUUUAGUUUUGCCCAUGAUUAUGACCUUAGUAGUGGUUUUAACAUCUGAGUGAUGACCUCACAAUAUUUCCUCAAAUGUACAAGAAAAUGUCCUGCACCUGCUCCCAUCUGUUUCUCUCCACACACUACAAUCAUUCCUCGGGAAGCACUGCAUUCGUCCACUGUCACUUUUCUAACGCUGAUCUCUCUAACAGACGAAUAAAAGCAUUCCAUGUUUCACUCA
Molecule: messenger RNA, 6476 nt
Organism: Epinephelus fuscoguttatus (brown-marbled grouper)
Lineage: Eukaryota; Metazoa; Chordata; Actinopteri; Perciformes; Serranidae
Gene: myo6a
Product: myosin VIa
Exons: 36
Coding region: 205-4107 (1300 amino acids)
Biological process (GO): inner ear morphogenesis; inner ear auditory receptor cell differentiation; actin filament organization
Cellular component (GO): ruffle; cytoplasm; actin cytoskeleton
Molecular function (GO): actin filament binding; ATP binding; microfilament motor activity
Source: RefSeq, a predicted model, not a curated record